AUGGCACCACUAUUUGAUCCAAAAGAUAAGCAAUUGUCAGUAGCUUUUGUAUGCUUGGGUAAUAUUUGCAGAUCACCUAUGGCUGAAGCUAUAUUUAAACAUAGGGUGAAAGAAUUAGGUUACUCGCCAUAUUUCAGUAACAUAGAAUCAUUUGGAACAUCAGGAUGGCAUAUAGGAGAAUCACCCGAUUCAAGAUCUUCAAAAUGUUGUAGAAAACAUGGAGUUCCAGUAAAUCAUCAAGCACAACAAAUUUCCACAAAGGAUUUUGAUAGAUUUGAUUAUGUUAUUGGAAUGGAUGAGAGUAAUUUAAGUGAUUUAAAAUAUAUGAGACCUAAGAAUAAUAAGCUGGUGGUUGAUGUUUUUGGGAAAUGGAGAACUAAUGAAGAGUUUGAUAAAAUUGUUAGUGAUCCUUACUAUGGUGGCAAUGAUGGGUUUGAGUAUAACUUUAAACAGAUCAAUCAUUUUACUGAUGAGUUUUUGAAACAAGAAAUUGGUACAUUAGAUUAA
Lodderomyces jiufengensis is the source of this 507-nucleotide messenger RNA. It is a transcript of the gene LTP1, whose product is annotated as tyrosine protein phosphatase. NCBI's taxonomy places the organism in Eukaryota, Fungi, Ascomycota, Pichiomycetes, Serinales, Debaryomycetaceae. The record is from RefSeq and is a predicted model, not a curated record. Gene Ontology annotation, molecular function: protein tyrosine phosphatase activity. The transcript has 2 exons. Gene Ontology annotation, biological process: protein dephosphorylation. The coding region runs from base 1 to 507 and encodes 168 amino acids.